Molecule: messenger RNA, 378 nt
Organism: Aegilops tauschii subsp. strangulata
Lineage: Eukaryota; Viridiplantae; Streptophyta; Magnoliopsida; Poales; Poaceae
Product: ethylene-responsive transcription factor ERF071-like
Biological process (GO): regulation of DNA-templated transcription
Molecular function (GO): DNA binding; DNA-binding transcription factor activity
Source: RefSeq, a predicted model, not a curated record
AUGCCGCCGCGCCGCCGAGGAACUUCGGGCUACCGCGGCAUCCGCGAGCGCCCCUCCGGCGCGUACUACGCCGAGAUCCGGUCCGGCGACGUCCGGCUCGGCCUCGGCACGUUCGAGACCGCGCACGAGGCCGCCCGCGCGUACGACGCGGCGGCAUGGCGCCUAGAGAGGCCUCCCUCGCAGAUGAACUUCCGCGAUGUCUGCACGCGCGAGCAGGCGCAGGCCGUCACCCCUCCUCCUCGUCUUAUCACGGACCUGAACUGUGCGAAGCACCGUCGGCGGCAGCGCCGCCUCCUCAUCGCCAAGGAGGGCGAGCGAGCCAUGGCGGAGUGGCACCGGUGCCACCCGGAGGACGUCGCCAAUGAGCGCGCCUUCUAG